Messenger RNA from Sphaerodactylus townsendi, 1099 nucleotides. It is a transcript of the gene ATP6V1G1, whose product is annotated as ATPase H+ transporting V1 subunit G1. The record is from RefSeq and is a predicted model, not a curated record. Gene Ontology annotation, biological process: proton transmembrane transport. Gene Ontology annotation, cellular component: vacuolar proton-transporting V-type ATPase complex. The transcript is spliced from 3 exons. NCBI's taxonomy places the organism in Eukaryota, Metazoa, Chordata, Lepidosauria, Squamata, Sphaerodactylidae. Gene Ontology annotation, molecular function: proton-transporting ATPase activity, rotational mechanism. The coding region runs from base 125 to 481 and encodes 118 amino acids.
GUGUCCCGUCAGUCAGGUGACAAGUCAGCUGAUUGUCUGCCGGGGCGCGGAGAGGAGCAGCCCGAGGGGGCCGGCAGGAGCUGCAGGGGGCCGCCGCGAGUUCGAGACUCCGUCGCCACCAGCCAUGGCCAGUCAGUCGCAGGGCAUCCAGCAGCUGCUGCAGGCCGAGAAGAGGGCUGCCGAGAAGGUCGCCGAGGCCCGCAAGAGGAAGAAUCGGAGACUGAAACAAGCGAAAGAGGAAGCCCAGGCUGAAAUUGAGCAGUAUCGCCUGCAGAGGGAGAAGGACUUCAAAGCGAAGGAAGCUGCGGCGCUCGGUUCCCACGGCAGUUCGACCACUGAGGUGGAAAAGGAUACUGAGGAGAAGAUGACCGUCCUCCAGGCUAACUUCCAAAAGAACAGGGAGGAGGUCCUGAAAGCCCUGCUGGACUUUGUCUUUGACAUAAAACCGGAGAUCCACGAGAACUAUCGCAUUAAUGGAUAAAGGGAGCAACUCACCCUUCAGGAAGUAUUCAGCAAUAUCAACCCUGUCUCUGUCAGUACUCUUAGAUGUGUUGCUCUUUUGUCUUUGUAAAAGACCUUAGUUCCAAAAAGAGUUGUAGAUAAUCUUUUUUCACUGAAAUCUUUCACAAACCCUUUUGUACAAUUUUUUUUGGAGCAUAUCCAAAGAUGUCCUAGUUCUGUCUGUCCCUAAAGUGCAUUAUGGUGGGAAUUCAAAGCGGCAAGGGAAUGGGAGGUGACGUCCGACUAAGUAUUAAACUUGUCAUUUUGUGUCCAAGAAGUAUCCUGGGACUUAAGAAUACCAUCAGAUCUGCUGGGCUUUCUUCCCUUCUUCUGUUUAGCUCUUACCUGGUGAACAUGUGAGAACUGGAUCCUUUGACAAAUCACACUCUUGUUAGGGAACUGGAUUUUGUACCUGAUGUUGAAUAUCUUACCAUAGAGACUAGAUCCCAGAGAGAAACCAUUUUGUGCAAUAGUGGAAGAUUUCUGAAGUAGGUUCUGUUUAAGUAAAAUUAGUCUGUAUCCUCCUAUUUAACUUGAACUGGAUGCCCAACCUUGAAGAUGCUUGAAGAUGAGUAAAGCUCUUAUUUAACCACCUGAA